AUGUCUCUUGAAUCAUUGAAAGCUGAAAUUGAACGUAAACGUAAAAAUGUUGAAUCUAUGAAUGUUUUAUUACCUGAAAAAAAAUUUUUUCGUCGUGGUGAUCUUGAAGCUAAACAUGAUGAAGAAUAUUGGAAAAAAUAUUAUUCAAAAUCUGAUAAUUCAAAUAAAGCAUCAACAUCAACUGAAGAUACAAAUGAAAAAACAACAAUACCAAAUGAAAAAUUUCAAUUACCAUCACGACCAGAUGUUAUUAAAAAAUUACGUGAACGUAAUCAACCAAUACGUCUUUUUGGAGAAUCAGAUGUUGAUUCAUAUCGAAGAUUAAGACUAUUAGAAAUAACUGAACCUGAACUUAAAGGACAACGAAAUGAUUUUAAAGCUGCUAUGGAUAAAAUUGAUCGUGAAUAUUUAGCUGUUAUACUUCAUGCAGAUAAUCCAUCAUCAUUAGAAACAAAUUCUGAUGAAAAAGAUGAAGAACAAGAUAUUGGACCACCAAUACCAAAUCAAAUAGAAGAAGUUAAAGAAGAAAGUGGUUAUGAUUUAUCUGAUAUAAUGGAACAAAUAAAAACAACACGUAAAGGUAAUCGUGCAUAUGAUUGUCAAGUUGUAUUAAAUUAUUUUAAAUUUAUACUUAAAAAAUGGUCACAAGAAUUAAAUGAUCGUGAAUUAGAAGAAAAAAAAUCUAUACAAGGUAAAAUUGAAACAGCAUUACAUUCACAAACAUGUGCUUAUAUGAAACCAUUAUUUCGUAAAUUAAAAUCUAAUACAUUACAAGAUGAUAUACUUGAAUCAUUAAUUAAUGUUGUUAAUUGUGUUUUAAAAAAAAAUUAUAUUCGAGCAAAUGAAUUUUUUCUUGAAAUGGCUAUUGGAAAUGCACCAUGGCCUCUUGGUGCUACUAUGGUUGGUAUCCAUCCUCGUCCAGGCCGUGAAAAAAUUGCUUCAAAACAUGUUGCUCAUGUACUUAAUGACGAAACACAACGUAAAUAUAUUCAAGCAGUUAAACGUCUUGUAAGUCGAGCACAAAAAAUCUAUCCAAAUGAACCAUCGCGUUGUGUUGAUUAUGGACAACGUAAUGACAACGUAACUAUUAUUCCAUUUGGACACCAUUAA
Rotaria sp. Silwood1 is the source of this 1110-nucleotide messenger RNA. The record is from the annotation of a GenBank genome assembly. NCBI's taxonomy places the organism in Eukaryota, Metazoa, Rotifera, Eurotatoria, Philodinida, Philodinidae.